Messenger RNA from Desarmillaria tabescens, 5864 nucleotides. RefSeq names its product Mus7/MMS22 family-domain-containing protein. The transcript has 13 exons. Gene Ontology annotation, cellular component: nucleus; Cul8-RING ubiquitin ligase complex. The record is from RefSeq and is a predicted model, not a curated record. NCBI's taxonomy places the organism in Eukaryota, Fungi, Basidiomycota, Agaricomycetes, Agaricales, Physalacriaceae. Gene Ontology annotation, biological process: double-strand break repair via homologous recombination; replication fork processing. Bases 215 to 5434 code for a protein of 1739 amino acids.
UAUAUAUCAACCCACAGAUAUUUGAUAUCCAACAAGUUGUUUCUUCAACUUGAAAUGUCGACAUCUUGCUGCUGUCGGACCGUCGGGCCGCUGAAGAACAAGUGUCACAUCACGUGCUAUCGCGUUUCUGUGACGCCCUCCCAGUGCCUGAAGCGUACCUGGACCACCACGGCUUGCGUGCAUCGCGAGUCGCGACCUAGCCUCACCCAGUGCCAUGACGGACGAAGAAGUGGUAGAAACUUCAGAUCCGGAGGAGUUGGAAGAGCUUGCCUCUUUCGCGCGGCGCGCUCCUCUUCCCCCGAAGAUCACCAGCAACCGAAAGGUGCACGAAGAGUCGAACGGGGACAGCCCUCCAAGGAAGCGUACGAAGCUAUCGCACGGUAGUCCUGUCGUUGCGGGGCCCGCUUCAGUACCAGGCUCUUUACCACAGAGCUCUACCCUUCGACCCUCUCCUGAGCGACUUCCGAGCCCUCCUUCACCCAUUCUUCCUCAUAUAUCGGAAGAAAUCCAAGCGGCAGAUCGUACGUUCGGAGGUCAUUUUGAAGAAGAGGAAGACUUAGGUGCGGGGUCUGAGGGUUCACAAGAUCCUUUGGAUUUUCUGCAUGGUUAUGGGAGACCGUCGCCCGGGCCAGCGACCAGUAGCUCAGAAGCAAACCAGCGCCUAUUCUCGUCUUCUCCACUAUCCUUGAAUGUACACCGUCGUCCAUCUACGCCUCCCUCGCCUGCUGUGCCAAAGUUGACACCACAUAAUAGCCCAGAGCAUCCUGAAUUCCAUGCCACUGUUUCCCGCUCCCACCGGGCUUCAGCAUCCACUCCUCCACGGUCCACCGCGAUUAUCACAGGAACUUCCCAUGACGAUUAUGACGAUCUGUUCCUGUUUUCACCCCAGAAGCCCCGCUCACCAAACAUGCCAUCCUCUCCUCUCACUCCUACUUCUUCACCAGGGACCAACCUUUCCAAACCUCCGAGAAAUGAUUCUUCCCCUAGCCUCCCGCAUUCGCCGUCUCUCAUUCCCCCUGAAGAACGCGAAGCCCUUGAGCGCGAAGGCUUCAGUCUCGCUCAGAAUGAGUCCCGCUAUUCUUUCCGCACGCGAAGUAUUCGUCAAGUUAAACCGUAUGAAUACGACAAGGCAUUGUACCAGAAUCAGUUACGUGAUAACCCGGACGCUAUCGUCAAAAUGAGAAGCCCUCGUCGCGGCGACCAUCAUCAUAAAACCCGCGAAGACCAGUAUGAAGAAGAGACUCAGGAUCAGGAGUAUGUACAUACAGAACAUGAUCGAACAAAACCAAGGAGUCGGAGUCCAGAACACGUCUCACGGUUAGGCUUGCCUGAUCAGCUGUCUAGUUCGGAUGAAGAAGACAAGGAGAUACGGGCGACGCGCAGAGAGUGGAAGAGAGUGGAGAAGGAAAGGAAAGCACGUGAAAAACGGGAGGCAGCUGCAACCAAUAAAGGGCGCAGAGAGGAGCGUACAAUUUCACCAGCGGUUUCGCGACAUACAAGCGUUGACAUUGGGGCUGAUGCUCCAACACCAUCAUCGCCACACAGAGACGUGCGAUCGCUCUCGCCUAAUCGCGCUGAUCCACACUUGCCCUCUCCACCACCCCAUUCCCCUGUCUCUUCCAGGUCUUCCCCGGCCCUGGGUUUUCCUGAUUUGUUCAAUGACGACAACGACCCGAUGCCAUCUAACUCGUAUGACACUCCGAUUAUCAUCGACGAUGAUCCGGUUGGUCGUGUACAAUCUUCCGCCAGCGAGCCUCCUCCAGAUAGAAACACCUCUCCCAGUGGCAGCGAUUCAGAAGAUGACCUGAACGUAGAGGAUCGCAAACGAAUGAAGGUGCUUAAACGAAUGUACCCGGCUUUUAUGUUGGGUAAAUUUGGCAAGCAGAAUACUACCGCUAAAAAUCGCAAAUCCCGACGCCAAAGUUCUACUGCAUUAUCAGGCAGCGAGGCGGAGGAAGUCAAUCUGCUCCCAGGACAAAGCCGAUCUAGGAUAACUAAGCAGCCGCGGCCGAACAGACAAAUUCUCGGGGACUCGGAGAGCUCAGACGACGAACCACCCAUCCCAAAAAGUGAGAGUGAAAAGAACGAUGACGAUGGCAACGACAUUGAUGAUCUACCUCACAUUAUUGACGGUGGCUUAUUCGACUUCGAAACCGUCCAUGCUGCGCCGGACGUUAUUGAAAUAUCAGAUACAUCAGAUGAAGAAGUCUUUUACGGGGACGACAAUGGUCAUAAUGACCAACGGCCAUCCCGUCAACCCACGAGGAGGGUCAUCCUCAAAGAGAAGGAUGUUAUUGACUGCAUGCUUGAUGGUGAAAGGCGGAGACCCAAAAAGUCAAGGAAACGUCAUCUAGCUUCCUCUACGGGGAUUCAGCGUAGUGGGAGACACCGAUCAUCAUCGGUGUAUCAUUCUGCGACAGGCCAUCAGAGUAACGGGAAGAAACGUGAGCGUCAGACCAAGCUGACUUUCCACCGAUUAGCGAAGCGCCCAUCCUCACGACAUAACCCUGUCAAUGACUACCAAUCAUCUGACUCCGAUGUGGAAUUUUCGAAUUCUGGCACCUAUAAAGAGCCUCGAAUUCAGCGUAUUGACACCGAAAAGGCGGCCAAGGAGAAGAAAAAAACCAAAGGUACCAGGAUAGCAAACGGAUCCGGGAAGCGAUCCUACAAUGUAUCUCUUAACAUUGACUUGACCGACGAGGACUUCAACAAUGCAUUAGCGCCAUCUUCACAAGGUGGAACGGAUCGUAGAGUAUUUGCUCCUCGCAAGCCAAGUCGGGACAUUCCGUCUGCCAUUGAUGAUCCUGAACCGCAGAUCGAAAUCAGCGGUUCCCAGCAUGGUUCGAGUCAUCCAGAUCGUCCGACAAAGUUCCCCGUGGACGUACCACUGUUAUCCCAAGGUAUCUCCUUUGCGCGGGAUACCUAUGUUGGGAAAGGGUGGCUCUUCGAGGAAUCAGCCUCGCUCCAGAUAUGUCUAUUUCUCAUACCCGACAUGGAUGGUGAUGUAACGAUCAAAGGAUGGAAUGGUCUAGCGCGUACAGCGUCUCUUCAGCUGUCACGGCAACUCCACAUCGGCACGGAGAGUGCAACUCUACGCGCGGCUGUUCAGGACGAGAUUAGCCGGCUCUUGGCAAAGACGCGCACUCCAGAAUUCAUCGCGGCGUCAACCGAGAUUCCCGCAUUGAAUCUUUGCUGGUUAGCCGUCGAGUGGUCCGUUCGCCUCGGCUUUCGCUUGCCUCAAAGUCUGCCUCUCACUUUAGAAGACAACAACCUUCUGCUAAAGUCGAUGAUCCGCUUGGUUCAAUGUUUGGCACAGUACGGACUCCAGAAUAGCAUGGAUUCCGUUCCGGAUAGCGGGCCUUUCGAGACUGUCACAAAACGGGGCAAGGAUUCCAAUAAUGGUCUUCAUCCCUUUUGGCAAAUCGUGGAACAAGAUAUACUAUCAGAGCCGGUUGGCUCUACCCACUUACAGGUUAGCGAAUGGAUAUGGUCAACAGUGUCCAGUCUUUGUGCGUUGUCCCAGUUCUCGGUACAUGGGUCUACAACAUCUGCCCCUCAGGCUCCGGCUGCGUGGAACAUCGUCACCAAGGCGUUGAAGACAAUUUGUCUUGUCGAAAACAAAGAUCGUGAUGCCUCACUUCAGGAAAAGAGUAAGGCAAAGCGCGACCAGUACAUUGGCACUGUUGUGCGACGUUGUUUUCAGCUAUGGAGCCGAUGUCACUGGAAACUGGAUGACGUUUCUCCGACAUUGACUCAUCUAGCCGAUGUCUUCCGGAGUCGACAUUUUGCCAACUUGCGACACGAAGAGUCUAAUUUCCCCGGAUUUAUGCGUAACAACGAUCUAUCUAUGCUGUCCCAGGUUCAAAAGCAUGACAGCGCUUUUGUCCUCUUCCUGAAGCUUAUCGUCCAGUUUGCGCAUGAGAUCAGGCCCCCAGAUUCCUCAGUCUUGCCUGUGAAAGUCAAGAAGUUUCUAUCUCUUGCUGUGCCUGUUGGGACUCUGGCAUUUUCUAGGCGCUGUCCGCCAAGCACCAAUGAACUGUCAAUGUUGCAUAAUCGUCAUAUCGCGACAGCGAUCGCUAUCUAUUUGGACCCUGAAAAUCACGUUUCGCGGAUCGCACAUGCUCAGUCCUAUGUCAAAUUUGACGAGGCCGAUUUUGGUACACGCUUGGUAGCUAUGCAGGCGUUGAUGCAUUAUUCCCGCUUUAUGGUCGCGCUUAAACUACCUUUGGCUGGUGUCGCAGAGUGGCUGCGUACCAUCGUGGGCAUCGUAGUGGACGAGUAUGAUCCUGCAAUUGACCACAAGAACGAUACCGUUCUACCUGUGCAAACCGUGCUGCGAUGCGUACGUCGAGUAUUGGACGUUUACAAUGAUCCUGCGACUCGCGAUUAUCCGGAACCUGAACUACUCCUGUGCAUUGCUAAGAUCGUGAGGAACAGCAAGUUACGCCAAGAAAAUUGGAUCGGAGGGGAGAUUGUGGGCAUCCUCGCCCGCUUUUUUGAUGCGAGGGCAUCGGUCCUACCUCCUCCUGAGCGCCCUUCCGUGCCAUCGACUAUAGAAAGUCAAGAGAGCCAAGACGAAUAUGGAAUGUUUGAUUUGGAUAUGGAUGAUCCGGACUUGUUGGCAGCUUUGGGCGAGAAAGAUCCAUCUACUAUUUGUGAUUUCAAAUCUAAAGAUCAAGCUCUGUUCAAGUUCCUUCACGAAGUAUCUUGGAUACCAUAUCAAUUAUUGAAGAAGUUAUCAUCAUUUCCGGAGACCAAGGUUAUUGAACUCGAUCGUUGUAUCAUGACCUGGUUGGGGUGUGCUUCCGUUGUCGUCCGCAAUGGGAACGACAAGAACUGGGAAGCUUACUUCAAGCUAUUGGACGCUGUUGUUAAUCAUGAAGGAGACGCUCCUUGGAAGUACCAUGUCCACCUGGAAGGACACUGUUGUAUGCUCCAACUUGACCCAAUGAUAUACACGAAAUGGAAUAACAAAUUCUUCGGAGCAAUGCUUGAGUCUUUAGUUCCUAUCAAUGUCACCAUCGAGCACCAAUUCUUGUCCCAAAUUUUGAGCAUAGAUCGCUGUCAACAUCCUCUCUUCAAAGAUGUUCCUUUUCAGCCAAAAAACGAUGGCGACUAUCAUAUAUCUGAGGAAGAUUUUCUACACUUGCGUGCGGCGUUCGUGAAAGGCAUCUUUUCUGCUCUUAACUCGAGGCUUUUGGACCAGGGUUUGAAGAACGAGAAUGAACUCUUUAUUGGGCACUGCAUAAAACUAUUCUCUCGGAUGCGCAGUUCUCGCUCGUCCCUUGAACCCGGAUCGGAAAGCCUUCACCGAUAUGAGGCAUACUGCCGAGAAGUGACUUUGGAAUUUCUCCAACAGCCUUUGCUACGUUCGCAUAAGCGCCUGGACUACUGGUCAGCUUGGUCGAGGGGAAUCGGAAGUCCGGGUCGGUAGCUAGGAUCUUGAUCCCGAUGAUAAUCAUGACGAUAGAAGCAGACUGAAUUCAAAUUGAGCCAGGUCAUCCGACUUAAGUGUUCCAAUGUGCGGCCGGUAGGUAUCAACCUUUGAUCCAGGCUUUUUCAGGCGACACUUACAAACUACGUCCGACUGCCGUUUCAUUCAGCACCGAUGUGUGGGAUAUAAUACUAGCUGUCCCGCAUCGGGAUACAGUAGCGCCGUCUAAAAAUCCUUCUGGCGGAAUUAAAGGUCCACGCGUCUCCAUCGGGUCGUUUGUUCUUCCUGUCUUUUUCAGCGGCGCAACCCUAGAUAUGUUCGUCAACUUAGACGGAAGCAUGGUUCCGGCGAUAUCAAAACCGAAGACCCAUCACGUUAAGUGUACCUUGGGUUCACUUCGGAUUACAUGUACUUUUCUUGUCACCCACAU